UCCGGCUGGGGCGGGGAGGGGGGCGGGACGCGGGGGAGGCCCCAGUCCCCGCAAGCGUCCGAGGGCGAGGUUUUCCCAUGUAAGUGGAGAAAGCAGUUUGGGCAAGUGGUGACACACUUCCACUUUAUGAUGUCUGAAGAUGAAGAAAGAGUGAAAUUGCGCCGUGUUGAGCCAGCUAUCCAGAAAUUCAUUAAAGUGGUAAUCCCAACAGACCUGGAAAGGUUGAGAAAACAUCAGAUAAAUAUUGAGAAGUAUCAGCGAUGCAGACUCUGGGACCGGUUGCACGAAGAGCAUAUCCAUGCAGGACGGACAGUUCAGCAACUCCGCUCUAACAUCCAACAAAUGGAGAAGCUUUGUUUGAAAGUCCAUAAGGAUGACAGAGGAGUUCUGAAAAGAAUGAUGGAUCCUGUUAAAGAAGCAGCUUCAGGUGCAAUUGCAGAAUUUCUCCAACUUCACUUGCAAUCUGCAGAAGAACUUAAAAAUCAGUUUAAUGAUGAUGGAACCUCACUUCACUCUCCUUUGACAAGAUCAAUGACUGUAGGAGAAGCAUUUCAUACUGCCAGAGCUGAAGCUGGUCCCCAGAGUCUGGUCCAGAUGGAUUCAUCCCUGCCUGAGAUUCCUCAAGAUCAAAAUGCUGCAGAAUCCUGGGAAACUUUAGAAGCGGAUUUGAUGGAACUCAACCAGCUAAUUACUGAUUUCUCUCUGCUAGUGAAUUCUCAGCAGGAGAAGAUUGACAGCAUUGAAGACCAUGUCAACAGUGCUGCUGUGAAUGUUGAAGAGGGAACCAAAAAUUUGAGGAAGGCUGCAAAAUACAAGCUGGCAGCUCUGCCUGUGACAGGUGCAAUCAUUGGAGGAGUAGUAGGGGGUCCGCUUGGCCUCUUUGCAGGCUUCAAGGCAGGAAUUGCAGCUGCAGUUGGUGGUGGGUUGUUGGGCUUCACAGGUGGAAAAUUGAUACAAAGAAAGAAACAGAAAAUGAUUGCGAUCACUUCCAGCUGUCCAGAUCUUCCUAGGCAAAGUGACAAAAAAUCCAGCUGAAACUAGACCUGUUUCAUUAGGAUCCCUGCAGCAGUGUUGAUGAUGUCCUUUGCCAACAAUGAUGGACACACAAUCAGCUCAUGGAAGACAAGCUUAUUGAUAUAAAGAAUGUAGACAAUCACAUGGAUUGGAACUGGGAUCAGGAAACAUUUUGUCAUUUGACAGGGUAUUAAUUGGGAUAUUAGUGAUUCAGGAGCCCAGGUGAGUUGAGAACUGCCUUUCAGGUGAAGUUCAAAGACUGACAAGUUACAAAUUUUCUACCUGACUAUGUGGUAGCUGAGUUAUGACCUUCACAAGGACUAGGAUCCAUAUGCUAAUCUGUUUGUCAGUGUUUAGUUCAAGGUGGAGGGGAAAAAUGGCUAUGAGAGAAAUGCUUUCCUCAUUUACUCUGACUUGAAGAUCUUAAGAAUUGGCAAGUUUGUGGGAAAUUAUUUCAACCAAUAGAAAGAAAAUGAAGGUUACUCCAUAAGCCUUUCUCAUCAGGAAACUGGAAACUUGACCUCUGGGUGAAGGCACAAUUGAGAUGUCAUCAUGUUCAGCAUGUAUCCAAUGGGUGAGACUGCUUCAGUCUGGCACACUCCCAGAUUGCUGAAGUGAAUGAAGCCCAGUCCAACACAGCCCUGCCCAGAACUGUAAAAAGAAUGGAAAGACAGUCAAUACUUCAUAAUUUGUUUUUGGGGGAUUUUUUUGUCAAGACAUCCCCUACCUUUCUUCCAAGUUCUUUAAUUUAUUACUUUGGACCCUGCCUUCUUUCCUCCCUUUUUUCUUCUGCAUCUCUUUAAAUAAAGAAAACAAAUGGUAGGAGGUUUAUUUUGCCAGUCACAGA
Vombatus ursinus (common wombat) is the source of this 1861-nucleotide messenger RNA. RefSeq names its product syntaxin-17-like. The transcript is spliced from 8 exons. Gene Ontology annotation, biological process: vesicle fusion; intracellular protein transport; exocytosis. The record is from RefSeq and is a predicted model, not a curated record. NCBI's taxonomy places the organism in Eukaryota, Metazoa, Chordata, Mammalia, Diprotodontia, Vombatidae. Gene Ontology annotation, cellular component: autophagosome membrane; plasma membrane; SNARE complex. Gene Ontology annotation, molecular function: SNARE binding; SNAP receptor activity. Bases 127 to 1035 code for a protein of 302 amino acids.